Molecule: messenger RNA, 3426 nt
Organism: Glycine soja
Lineage: Eukaryota; Viridiplantae; Streptophyta; Magnoliopsida; Fabales; Fabaceae
Product: receptor-like protein 15
Exons: 6
Coding region: 48-2834 (928 amino acids)
Molecular function (GO): protein binding
Source: RefSeq, a predicted model, not a curated record
CAUACAUAUACAGGCCGAACAGAAUCAUCAUUAUAUGUAGCUUAGAAAUGAAGUUGGGUGUGGCAGUAGUGAGUUACUUUUUCUAUUUUGUGGCAUUUUUAAUACAAAAUCAGGUAAGUCACGGGUGCUUGGAGAACGAGAGAAUAGGCCUACUCGAAAUCAAGGACUACAUUUUAUCACUUGGCCGGAAUGAGUACAAUGAACUGGAAUUGGGUUCAUGGGUUGAAGAUAGAAUAAGCAAUUGUUGCGCUUGGAACAGAAUCAAAUGCUCUAAUAUCUCAAGUGGCCAUGUAACACACUUAUCCCUCGACAAUCUCAAUUCCAGGGGUGAGCAUUUGAUAAACGGUUCACUGUUUAGUCCAUUUGAAGAGUUGCUCAACCUCAACUUGUCUAGCAACGGCUAUCAAGGCUGGAUUAGCAAAGGCCGACUUUCAAGAUUGAUGAUGUUGGAGAACUUAGACCUUUCACAUAACUCAAUGAAUGGUUUCCUUUCUGAUCUAGGACUUCCGAGAUUGAUGAAGUUAGAGACUUUAGACCUUUCACAUAACGCAAUGAAUGGUUUCUUCUCAAAUAUAGAUAUUCAAAAACUGAGAAGAUUAAAAGUGUUAGACUUGAGUAACAAUAAUCUAUACGGGUCAAUUGAAGGAUUAUGCGAAAUGCAAGAUCUUACAGAGCUGGGUCUUAGCUCAAAUGCGUUUAGUGAUCAAAUUCCGGAGUGUCUAAGCAUCCUGAGAAACCUAAAAGUCCUUGAUCUAUCUCAAAAUAAAUUCAGUGGAAAUUUCCCAUCCUUUGUUAGGAAUAUGACAUCCCUCGUGUACUUGUCUUUCAUUGAUAAUUACCUUCAAGGCUCAUUUUCUUUGAGUACUUUGGCUAACCAUUCAAACCUUCAGGUUCUAUAUAUUUCUUCACAGAACCCCAGAGCACAAGUUGAAACUGAAAACUCACAAUGGUUUCCAACUUUUCAAUUAAAGUCCCUCAUCCUUCGAAGCUGCAACUUAAAUUUGGAUAAAGGAAGCACCAUUCCUAGUUUUCUCCAACAUCAAAAAGAAUUGCAAUUUAUCGACCUUUCGCACAACAAACUAGUUGGAGCAUUCCCAAGUUGGUUGAUACAAAACAACUCAAGACUCGAAUAUUUCUUGGUGAUGAAUAACUUAUUUGUUGGAAACCUUCAGUUGUCCUCCAUCAGACAAGAUAUUGUUCGCCUAGAUAUCUCAAACAACAAUGUUUCUGGUUCACUCCCUGAAGAUAUUGGUACAUUCCUUCCUGGAAUUAGAAUUUUAAAUCUGUCAAUGAACCACUUUGAAGGAAUUAUACCUACUUCAAUUGGUAAAAUGCAAGCACUUCACUCCUUGGAUUUGUCUCACAAUCUCUUCUCAGGUGAAUUACCAGAACAACUAGCCACAGGUUGCAUUAGCCUACUAAAAUUGAGGCUUUCCAACAACUUUUUCCAUGGGAAUAUUCCUAAAUUUUCAAUUUUUUCAUCCUUGACUAAGUUGUUUGUCAAUAAUAACAACCUCAAUUGCACUCUGAAACAAGUAUUGGAAAAUUUAAAUAGCAGAGGAUUGGUGAUAAUAGACAUAACCAACAAUUCAAUCUCAGGUGAAAUUCCUAGUUCAAUUGUGAAGCUGUCAAAAGCGUGGAUCCUUCUUAUGGGAAACAAUCAUUUGGAAGGUGAGAUCCCUUUAGAGCUCUCCAACCUAACAACGCUUUUUAUGUUGGAUCUUUCACAAAAUAGAUUAUCAGGGUCAAUCUCACAUGUUAAUCCGUCAAUCUUGAAGUUCUUGUAUUUGCAAAAGAAUGCUUUCUCAGGUUCCAUACCUCUCAAAUUUUUAGAGGGCUCAAACCUAGUAACUCUAGACUUGAGAGAUAACAAUUUUUCUGGAAAUAUUCCCAACUGGAUUGAUAAUCUGUCAAAUUUGCGGGUUCUUUCACUUGGAGGGAACAAUUUCCUUGGUCAUAUCCCAAUUCAGUUAUGUCAGUUACAAAAAAUCACCAUUAUGGAUCUUUCGCACAACAAGCUCAAGGGUUCAAUACCAUCUUGCUUGAACAAUUUGACAUUUGGAAUAGAAGAAAUUGAUUAUUCGCUCCCCCCAACAUUUCAAUUUUCAAUCAUGUCGAACAAAUCCCCAAUAGGAUCGGUUGUUAAUGCUAGUGUGUCAUUGUUUAUGCCUUCAAUUGAUGUCCCAGAGGAAGACAUAAAAGCUAUUGUUGAAUUUAGAACAAAGAAUAACUUUUACACUUUUAGCAGCAACAUCCUUGAGAAAAUGACUGGAAUGGAUUUAUCAAGCAAUAUGCUAACUGGUAGUAUCCCAUUUCAAAUUGGAAACUUGCAACAAAUUCGAGCCUUGAACCUGUCCCACAAUUACUUUUCAGGUUCUAUACCAAACACUUUUUCUAAUCUUGCCCAAAUUGAGAGCCUUGACUUGUCCUACAACAACUUGAGUGGCGAGAUACCUUCUCAAUUGACCAAUUUGAACUAUUUAGGGAUCUUCAAUGUGUCCUACAAUAAUCUUUCUGGAAUUGCACCUAGUGCAGGGCAAUUUGGAGGCUUUGUUGAAGACAACUACAGAGGUAAUCCUUAUCUUUGUGGAGCACUCCUUAAGCGAAAGUGUGAAGGUUCACCUUCAUCACCGCCAUCACAAUUCAAUGACACAGAAGGAAAGGAAACAAUAAUGGAUAUGGUAGCAUUCUAUUGGAGUUUCACAGCAUCUUAUAUAACAAUAUUGUUGGGCCUCACAAUAGUGUUAUGCAUCAAUGCUUAUUGGCGUAUGACCUGGUUUUAUUUCAUUGCUAAGACUAUACGUACAUGUUUUCCAACUCUUCCUUUGUAUUGAAGAAGUUUGUAGGACAAAGAAGAGAAGGUGCAAAAAGGCUACUGAUGAACUCGCUUAGCGAGACAGUUUGGCUAAGCGAGCCUCAUCCGCUUAGUGAGGCAGCCAACUCACUUAGCGGAUGGGAAACCCUAGAAAAGGAUAAGUCAAAGAUCUGCAUGCUCAGCGCCCAACCAGCCCGCCCAGUGAGGACGUUAUCUCUUCUCACACUCAACACCGUCACUAUCGCUUAUCGAAAUUUCACUUACUCUCGCUCAGCGAGACAUGCUCGCUUAGCGAGCCUUCGUGUGCUGAAAAGUCCAAGAACCUUUAAAACACUAAGAUUGGUGGAAACCAAGAGGAGAACCGUUCAAGCACCAUAACCAGAGGCUAGCGAAAGUGAAAAACAGGGAGAAUUAGGGCUGAGAGGUUGGAGAAGUCAUUCUCCAUCAUCUUCUUCCAAUUUCUUUCACCAAAAACAUUUUCUUUCUUUGUAUUUUGAAGUUUUGCUUGUAAUAGAAGGCUAAAGUCUUUUUGUUGGAGAGUAACUACUGAAACUCUUGAUGUAAUGCUCUUACUAUCUAUUUAAUGUUAUUUUUUUGGUAUUUUUUACUUC